AUGGAUAUGAACCAUUUAAUAGGUCAGCGUUUCAACCUGAUCUCCAAGAGUGACAUUCGUUAUGUUGGAACGUUGCAUGAGAUCAAUCCUGAAGCGUCCACCAUAGCCCUGGAGAAUGUUGUCUCAUUCGGGACAGAGGGCCGGCGAGGCAAUCCCAAUGAAGAGAUUGCCCCGUCAGCCAGCGUCUACGAAUACAUUGUCUUUCGUGGCAGUGACGUAAAAGACAUUAGCGUAGCGGAGGACACCAAGGAAAACACACAGCCUGAACCUCCUCAGGUGCCAGAUGAUCCUGCUAUCCUAGGGAGCAUGUCUCGUCCAGGACCUACUCAGGGUUUAUCUACGCCACAACAGCCUCAGGUGCCUCGUCCGGCGCCUCCGGGUUACCCCCAGCAGCCGCAGUUUCAAGGCUUCUACCCACCAUAUGGACAACGCUUUGGAGCCCCCGGUUUCCCUCCCGGACCUGGUUUUCCGAAUAUGCCGUAUGGAGCUCCGCCACCCGGAUGGUAUCCUCCCCCGGGUCAAGGAUUCCCCCAAGGACCAGGCCAGUUCCCCCCUCAUCAGAUGCCUAUUGGACCCCCUGGUCAGCACCAGACCCCUCCUCCGCAACGACAGGGGGCUCCUGGCGCAGGCCCCGUAAAUGUCCCUAAACCCACCUCGGAGCUUCCCGUUGGUGAUCGGCCAUCCAGUAAGCCCGCCAGCCGGAAUGCCACACCCGCACCUGCAGCAUCUGCUCAAAGUGCUCCUCCGCCCCCUGUUGAAUCGAAACCUUCUGUAACGGAAGCCGUACAAGCCUCCAGUAUUCCUGCUGCGGCGGCGCCUCCGGGCCUGACCAAGAUCCCACCUACUGGACCCCGGAGCGGACGUGUGCAGCCGGCGAUCCCGAUCACGGCUCCCUCCAAGCCACCUGUCCCUGCUGUAGGCAAUCCUCCCAUGGCCAGUGCUGGAAACACCGUGCCGCAAGGUACUGCUCAAGCUGCUAUCACUGAAGCUACGCGCGCUGCCACUGCGGCUGUUGCGGCGGCCAUGGCCAAGUUGCCUCAGCCUAAUGCGCCGAAGAAGCCAGGGCACGGCGAUGCGUCGGUUGAAGGAGUAACCAGACAGCUGGCGGAAAUGAAGCCCUACGAGGGCAACCGCGCGCCUCGUGGUGGCCAUCAGCAUCCUCGCGGUGGACGUGGCGGUCACCGCGCUCCCUACCCUGGACAGUCCAAGAAGGUCGAGGUCCCUGAAACGGACUAUGACUUCGAGACUGCCAACGCCAAAUUCAACAAGCAAGACUUGGUCAAGGAGGCAAUUGCCACCGGCUCGCCUGUGCAUGAGGGUGAGGCCGCGUCUAUCACCAACGGUGACAUUGAAGCAUCCGAUGCCGGCGCCGAUUCGUCCGUGACUGCGUACAACCGGGCAACAUCCUUCUUCGAUAACAUCUCCAGUGAGGCUCGUGAUCGUGAGGAGGGAACGGGAGCCCGUGUGGGUGGCCGGGAAUGGCGCGGCGAAGAGGAGAAGAGGAACAUUGAAACUUUCGGCCAAGGCAGUGUUGACGGAUACCGGGGCAGCUAUCGUGGUCGUGGCCGGGGAAGAGGCUAUGGCCGUGGCCGCGGUGGCUACAACCGUGGGUACAACAACUCUCGAGGCCGCGGCGGCCUUCGCGGAGGUCGCAAUCCCUCACAGGCGACUGGCGUCCCUGCACAGACAUAG
Aspergillus ibericus CBS 121593 is the source of this 1692-nucleotide messenger RNA. RefSeq names its product putative G2/M phase checkpoint control protein Sum2. NCBI's taxonomy places the organism in Eukaryota, Fungi, Ascomycota, Eurotiomycetes, Eurotiales, Aspergillaceae. The transcript has 4 exons. Gene Ontology annotation, cellular component: P-body. Bases 1 to 1692 code for a protein of 563 amino acids. The record is from RefSeq and is a predicted model, not a curated record. Gene Ontology annotation, biological process: cytoplasmic stress granule assembly; P-body assembly. Gene Ontology annotation, molecular function: mRNA binding.